Messenger RNA from Corapipo altera (White-ruffed manakin), 479 nucleotides. Its product is annotated as EMI domain-containing protein 1-like. The transcript has 3 exons. The record is from RefSeq and is a predicted model, not a curated record. The annotation marks the transcript as partial. NCBI's taxonomy places the organism in Eukaryota, Metazoa, Chordata, Aves, Passeriformes, Pipridae.
AGAGACCCCCACCUUCCACACCCUGCGGGACACGGGGCUCCCCAGCACAGCCCCCCGCCGGCCCCCCCUGCGCCCCACGGCCUUCUCAGGGUGCCUGAACUGCAGCCGUGUCGGGGAGCUGACGGCCCGGCUCGCCACCCUCGAGGCGCAGGUGGCCCGGCUGGCAGUGGCAGAGCCCCCCACCCCCGCAGAGCCCAAGGGUGGCCCCCCGGGCCGGGGGCAGCUCUGGGGGUCCCCGGCGGCCCGCGGGAGCCCCGGCGAUGACGGUAAGGUGGUGAGGGGUGACAGUGGCAGUGACGGUGGCAGUGCCACCCGGCAGCCCCGCGGCGCUGGGAGAGCCCCGGGGUGCUGUCAGUAUAUCGAUUUUGGGGGGACCCCCUCUUGGACCCCUCAUUUGGGGGGACCCCCUCGUGGACCCCUCAUUUAGAGGGACGAAGGGUGGAUGCUGUCCCGCCCCCCCCCCGUUGUCCCCAGCGGUG